This is a messenger RNA of Paramormyrops kingsleyae, 2591 nucleotides long. The record is from RefSeq and is a predicted model, not a curated record. NCBI's taxonomy places the organism in Eukaryota, Metazoa, Chordata, Actinopteri, Osteoglossiformes, Mormyridae.
AUGCUGGAGGUACACGAAAAUCUCCGGUGGCUGACGGAGCGGAUAAUGGAGAGGAGAGCCCAGCUGGUCACGCUGCGCACUGCUGAGGCUGUAAACCCGCCGUCUGUCCUCCCGGAGACGGCGCAACCUCCACCAAGAACCGCGGGCUGGGGGAAGAAGAGGAGAAAGCCAAAGGAGAAGCCAGAGGAAGCCCCGACCAUCUUCCUGGGAGCCGACUCUCUCUCCCUAGCUUCGCUCCUUGCUGGUGAUCGGGGGGAAUCCCCAGGUGCCGUGGACAUCCCCGCUGCAUCACCCCCGCAAGUAUUAAAAGCCUGUCUAGCUGCCGCAGAGCAGCCACCGCUAGCGGCUUAUCACUUCCGGGUGGCACGCCUGGCUAAUAAGGGGGCCAGGGCCAUGUGGGAUGCUAUCCCAUGGGUCGCGGGGACUCUUAAAGGGACAACGCCUGCUUUUCUAGCCCCGACCGUGGCGGCAAUUACUGCUCUGCCCGAGCCUCUGCCUGCUGCUGCACCCGAGGCUCUUGCUGUGGCUCCACCUCCGCCUGCUGCACCCUUUGCAGCUCCGCCCAUGCCCGAGGCUCCUGCUGCUCUGCCCGCGCCUGUGACUCCUGCCCCUGUGGCUCAUGCCCCGGUGCCCGUGACCCUGGUCCAUGUCCCCAAGGAGACGAGGGAUAUCAUCAAGGGGAUGUCCCUAUCAGAAGACUCUCACCUUGUGGAAGAGGUGAGAGUGAACCUGCGGCGGCUGAGACAUGGGGUGGCUGAAGCCAACAUGAAGCAGAUCCCCGGACCCUCCUCUGAUGCCUCGUCGAUCUCCUGUGGUUGUCCAGCCUCCGACUUCUCAGUCGCCUGCGCCCUUUCUGGCUGUGGCUGCGCCUUCGCCUCCUUCCAUGAAGCAGGGGCCGCCGCCUCUGCGACGCCCCAGCCGCCUGCGCCCAGUCCGCAGGGAGCCGCCGCUUCUGCAAUGCCCCGACCGCCCGCAUCCGGCCCACAGGGGGCCGCCUUCGUCUCUGCUCUGUCCGCACCCGGCCCACAGGGGGCCAUGUCUUUGUACUCUGCCCCUGCUUCUUCAUCUAAGGCCGUCCUGACCCCAUGCCCCAAGGCCCGGACUUCUACCCCCACACAAGUGGACCUUUCUUGGCACUGGUGGGGGCCCAGCAAAGGACCAGCCCGGUUCUCUGUCUCCCGAAAGGGGAGACGGGGACAUGCCAGGCGGUCCAACCGCCCUGACCUAGCCCCUUCCUCAGUGUCACCCUCUGGCCCUCAUUCUUCAUUCCCUUCUCCUUCACCCUUCAGUUCCCAUUCCGGUCCCGUGCCCUUCUCAUCAUCGCCCUCCAAUCCCAGUCCCUGUCCCAAUCCUGCAGUCCUUUCCUCAUUGUUCCCCUCUGGUCCCCAUCCUUCCUUAUCGUCCUCCAGUCCCCAUUCCGGUCUAGUGCCCUCCUCGUUGUUGCCCUCCGUUUCCAGUUCCCGUCCUUGUCCUAGGGUCCCUUCCUCAUCAUCCUCCAGUCCUUCGCUCCCUUCCUUGUCACCCUCCAGUCCUUUUUCCCGUCCUGCCGUCAUUGCCUCAUCGCCCUCCAGUACCCGUCCUUGUCCACAUCCUGCAGUCCCUUCCUUGUCACCCUCUGAUCCCAGUUCCCGUCCACAUCCUGCAGUCCCUUCCUCGCCGUCACCCUCCAGUUCCCGUCCUGCGGUCCCUUCCUCGUCACCCUCCGGUCCCAGUUCCCGUCCUCAUCCUGCAGUCCCUUCCUUGCCGUCACCCUCCAGUUCCUGUCCUCCGGUUCCUUUCUCGUCGCCCUUCAGUUCCUGUCCCCGUCCUGCAGUCCCUUCCUCGUCGCUCUCCGGUCCCAGUUCCCAUCCUCGUCCUGCAGUCCCUUCCUCACCGUCACCCUCCAGUUCCCGUCCUCCAGUCCAUUCCUCAUCGCCCUCCAGUUUCUGUCCCCGUCCUGCAGUCCCUUCCACCUCGCCCUCCAAUCGGCCACCAGGCCCACACCCUACCCAACCUUUCCCUUUUAUGUUUCCUGGCCAGCAGUCCCAAAGAGUCCCGUUGCUACCCUUCCCUUUCAGUUCAUCUGCCCCAUUUCAGUCCCAGUCCCAUGUUCCUGGUCCUGUCCCUUCUGGUUCCCCUGCGUUUUGUUUUCCUCCUCGUGCCCCGGGUUUUGUUCCUCCGCCUCCGCGUCCGUUCCCGGGUUCUUUUGUUUUUGGUUCCCAUGCUCUGUCCCCUGCUGUGUUUCCCCGUCUGGUCUUCCUGUCUCAGCUCCUGGUGUCUGCUCUGUCUAUUUUUGUGCCCUUCCUGUCUGAGUUUUUGGCUCUGUCUGUCCUGUUCCUCGGUUGUCGUUAGUCUGUUCCCUGUCCGGUUCUGCGUCUUGGUCUGUCCGGUUCCUUGGUGGUCGUUCGUCUGUUCCCUGUCCUGCUCCGCAUCUGAGUCCUGUCUGCCUGUUCUCUGUGGCCCUGGCAGUGUCCGCGCGUUAGGUGGGGGGUACUGUCAGGGUCAGCCCCCCACUGUGGUCCUUCCGUGCCCCUUCCCCGUUUGACCAGCAGGUGGUGCUGGUCAUCCCGUCCUUCACGUCAGUCCUUGUUCUCCCCUGUCUCCUGUCUGGU